Cervus elaphus (red deer) is the source of this 2121-nucleotide messenger RNA. RefSeq names its product butyrophilin subfamily 3 member A3 (gene BTN3A3). Gene Ontology annotation, biological process: T cell receptor signaling pathway; regulation of cytokine production. NCBI's taxonomy places the organism in Eukaryota, Metazoa, Chordata, Mammalia, Artiodactyla, Cervidae. Gene Ontology annotation, cellular component: external side of plasma membrane. Gene Ontology annotation, molecular function: signaling receptor binding. The record is from RefSeq and is a predicted model, not a curated record.
GACAGACUCUGUUACUCUUUGUCAGAGUGAGCAUGCAUCUCUCUUUUUCCUUUCUUCCAGAGAAAAGAGACUCUUAUUUAUAAUGAGGAACUAUCAAUUAUCUUUACUCUGUGGGCUGUAAUUUUCAGAUGGGAUUGCCAAGAGUUUAGCAUGAACUCUUUUAAGGUGAUUUGGACAGUAACAUGCCAGCAUCCUCCAUCCAUGCAGAUUCUCCAGCUCUGAUGAAAAUGGCUUGGUCCCUAGAUUUCCUUCCAUUCCACCUCCUUAUCUACCUCAUCUCUGACCAGCUGCUCAUUCCUUGCUCAGCUCAGUUUUCUGUGAUUGGACCCCCUGGGCCCAUCCUGGUCAUGGUGGGUGAAGACGCCGAGCUGCCCUGUCACCUGUCUCCGAAGAUGAGCGCGGAGACCAUGGAACUGAAGUGGGUGCGAUCCAGCCUCAGGCAAGUGGUUUUCAUGUAUGCACAUGGCAAGGAAGUGGAAGACAGACAGACGGCAGAGUACCAAGGGAGAACUGAGAUUUUAAGAGAUGGCAUCACUGCAGGGAAAGCUGUUCUCCGCAUACGCAACGUUAGAGCCUCUGACAGUGGAAACUACCUGUGCUAUUUCCAAGACGGCAACUUCUACGAGAAAGCCUUAUUGGAGCUGAAGGUUGCAGCACUGGGCUCUGAUCUUCACAUUCAAGUGAAGGGCCAUGAGGAUGGAGGGAUCCACCUGGGGUGUGAGUCCGCCAGCUGGUAUCCCCAGCCCCAGAUUCGGUGGAGAGAUGCCAAGGGCCAGAACAUGCCAGCGAUGACAGCACCUCCGGCUGCAGAUGGAGCAGGCCUGUAUGCAGUCACAUCAUCUCUAAUCGUGAAGAGCGGCUCUGGGGAAGGGGUGUCCUGUAUCAUCAGAAACCCCCUCCUCAAUCAGGAAAAGACAGCCCAGAUUUCCAUCGCAGACCCAUUCUUCAGGAGGGCCCAGAGCUGGAUCGCUGCCUUUGCAGGGACCCUGACGGUCUGUCUGCCGCUUCUCGCUGGAGCUGGUUACUUGCUGUGGCUACAGAGGAAGGAAAAAGAGGCUCUAUUCAUGGAGAAAGAAAAAGCAAUAAAGGAAAAAGAAAGAGCUUGGGCAGAAAAGGAGCAAGAACAAAGAAUAAAAGAGACGCUCCAGUAUGAGCUCAAGUGGAGAAAGGUCCAGUUCCUGGCUCGUGGGGAGAAGUCUCAAACCUAUCCAGAGUGGAAGCAGGCCCUCUUCCAAGCUGAGGAUGUGAUUUUGGAUCCCAACACAGCAAACCCCAUCCUGCUCGUGUCUGAUGACCAGAGGAGCCUGCAGCGGGCAGAGGAACGCCGAAAUCUGCCAGACAACCCCAAGCGAUUUGAUUGGCACUACUGUGUGCUUGGCUGCAAGAGCUUCACAUCAGGGAGACAUUACUGGGAGGUGGAGGUUGGGGACAGGAAAGAGUGGCAUGUAGGGGUAUGCAGGGAGGACGUAGAGAGAAAAUCCUGGAUUAAAAUGACCCCGGAGAAUGGCUUCUGGACUACGGGGCUGUCUGGUGGGAAUGACUACCGGGCUCUCACUGAGCCCCGGACCAAACUGACAGUUGCCAGCCCUCCUGAAAAAGUGGGGAUUUUCCUGGACUAUGAGACUGGUGAAGUCUCCUUCUACAACGCCGUGGAUGGAUCUCAUAUCUACACCUUCCCACACACCUCCUUUUCUGGGCCUCUGUGGCCUGUUUUCAGGAUUUUGACCUUGGAACCCACUGCCUUGACCAUUUGCCCAGUGUCAACAGGAACAGGGAGUCCUGGGGCUCCUGACCUAGUGCCUGACCUUUCCUUGGAAACCCCAGUGGUCCUGGGCUCAGCCGAUGAGAAUGGAGAGCCUCAGGCUGAAGUCACGUCCUUGCUUCUCCCUGCCCAGCCUGCAGCUGAGGGUUCUUCCCUGACAGCAGCAACAAAUCGCAACCAUAAAAUGCUAAAGGCACACACAGUGUGAAGCACUCUACUAAUAUUCAUACAGUUAUUUAUUCCAUAUGGACAGUUAAGUUUGAUACUGCUUUAUUGUCUCACUUCCUAGAGGUCACUUAGCUAGUAAACUGAUGGCUGGCCAUUGAAUAAUAAAACAUUUACAGAUGAUUUACAGUGUA